Messenger RNA from Phalacrocorax carbo (great cormorant), 2753 nucleotides. The record is from RefSeq and is a predicted model, not a curated record. NCBI's taxonomy places the organism in Eukaryota, Metazoa, Chordata, Aves, Suliformes, Phalacrocoracidae.
UGCAUUUUGAGUGACUAUGAGGAAGAGGGAGGCGUCCCUGAAGACAGUAAGCAAGAUGUACUGCCUCAGCAACCCAAAGCCCACAGCCCAGACUGUGGGGCAGCCAGUCUGCAAAGGCAGAGGCGGGCAGCUUGUAAUAAACCCUCUACCCAAAGAAGAGGUUCCAGGAAACUUGUCCUUGUCGCUGAUGACCAGAAACAGCAUACAGAAGAGAAACCCUACAAGUGUACAAAAUGCGGAAAGGGCUUCAAGGGGAGCUCCAGGCUCCUGAACCACCUGCAAACCCACACGAGAGAAAAAAUGUUUGAUUGUGUAGAAUGUGGGAAGAGCUUUAGCAGGAAGGCCAACCUGGCAAUGCACCAGAGAAUCCAUACGGGGGAGAGGCCUUACAAGUGCAAGGAAUGUGAGAAAACUUUUAGCCGUACCUCAAACCUUAUUGCUCACCGCAAAACCCAUGCGAAAAAGAAAGCUGCUUUCUGCACCAUGUGCAGGAAAAGCUUCAGUGGAACUGCUGCUCUCUUCCGGCAUCAGAGAGUCCAUACGGAUGAGAAGCCCUACAAGUGUACAGAGUGUGGAAAUAGCUUCCGUCUGCGGUCAAACUUCAUCAAACAUCAGUGGAUUCAUUUGAGAGAGAGACCCAGUGAACACACAGCAGAUGCAAACUGUUCUGAAUCUACAUCUCUGCAUCAUAAAGAAGAGCAAAGGUGUAGUGCAGAGAAACGUGAGACAGAGGACUUGAAUCUUGUUCUUGAAGAGUUGAAGAAAAUGAGGGAAAACAUGGAUAUGCUUCUUCUGAAUCAGCAAAGUCAGCUUCAGGUCCUGCAAGAAAUUCAGAAACAACUGAAUAUACUCCUCCCUGGCAAUGAUCUCAUUAAUUCAAAUGUCUAUAGCUUAGGACUUCUGCUAGGACGGCAGGCAGCUGCAGCGGCGUCUCUUUCUUUUCCCCUUCGUAAUCCCAGCAGUCUCCUCCCUGAAAAUGCCAGUCUCUCAUCGCAGUCACCUGCUCCUGGAAUUCAGUUUAGCACUCAGCUCCCAGUCUCUCAACAUCCUGCAGCUUCUACUUGAUCGGCUUUGUGCUGUGAAUGUGUCCAAUGUAAACUAAUGUGAUUACUGUUUGGUACUGUUUUCCCACUCAAACCUGUGAUCUCUGUGUUGUAAUGUUGAAAUUCUGGUCCCUGUGAAGAUGCUGACCAUAUGCUCAGACUUGGAAAGAUACAUGCCUCAGAUGCAUCAGUAAACAGCAGUUGAUCAAAUCCACUGCCCGUUCAUUCAUUGCAGCAUGCAGAAGUUUUUGGCCAGUAAUAUAUUUUGUCAAGGCAGCUUGAGAGAUCUUUAUCACCAGGGUGUAAAGUGCAACAUCCAUGUAUAAGAUAAUGCAUAAAAGUUAAGCAUAUUUUUCUACCUGAUAUGUCUUUAUUAUGUACUUGAGCAACUGGAUGUCUCCUAAUGAGCUGAAACUGAUGACAAAAUCAUCAGGGAUGCUUUAAGCAACUCCUGUUAAGGCUGAUUUGUAUAGAGGUAAGCAUGUUGCUUACGUGAAGGCGUUCAAUUUAGCUGCACCUCUAUUCCCACAAUCAUUUGCAAAAUUUUCCUUCAUUCAGGAGGCUGAUUCUUAGGCCAGCAUAGCUACUAAAACUACAAAAAAUAUUUCUGCUUUUUGUUUAAAACAACCCUCCCUGCCACCCCACCCCCCAAAAAAAAACCCCCAAACCCAAUAAAACACCACCAUUCAGGUCUGCCUUGCUUACUAAGGGUUUAUGAGGAAAAGCCAAUUGGUUUAUUGGAUACUUGUUCUUUUGUUCACAGGUGAACUCACUCGAGUCUGUUUUCUAGAUAUUCUGUCAUAACCUGUUUGGAUUAUUACAUGUUGUUGACUGUUAUGUAUCAGUUCAUUGUGGGUAGGACUGGGGUGAAUAAUUACUGUUCAGAGAGGAACACGGAGAAGCUCAGGUGCACCAUCCUGCAAAGUCUGUGGGGGGAAAACAAUUACCACCCCCAGCCCCCACAGGACUCUGAAAUGGGGCAUUUUAAGUCUAGUAAGUGCAGAGUUUUAAGAAGUGUUAGCCCUUUCUACCAUCUUGUUUCUGUCAGUGACGCGAGCUAGUAGCAGUGUCAGAGCCUUUGAGCUUCAAAAGUGCAAAAAAGUUAACUAUGAUUUACCUUUGAACAGCUGCUGGGAUAAAGAAACUUUGGGGCUUGCGCCUAUGCAGAAUAGGCUUUCUCUUGAACUGAUGUUGUGUUUGUGGGCUGUUGGUUUUGUGGGGUUUUUUUAAUGAUGUCUUGUUAAACGGAUGCACCAUUAGUAAUUAAUACGGUUUAGAUUUUAAGAAUGGGAAACAGUACUUAUCUUAAUGAGUUGUCUUGUUAGUGACAGCGCAGUGAUGUCAGAUUCUGCUCUGAAGAUAAAACUGUGGGAUCAGGUAUGACUCUUUAUGUGUGCGUGCAUACAGACUGUGAAAAUCACACACUGGUUUUUAUUAUGUCAGAUUUUGUAUUAGUCUUAACUCAGUAAGAUAUUCAUUUAAGCCAAAUCGAGUGGCCUUAAAGGGCAUUCCUUCAGUGUCGUCAACUGUACUGAAAUGUUUGGGGCUUAUUUUCCAUCAGUUGAGUAUAUCAGAGUCAUGUGGCUCUAGACUUAAGAGCUCCAGUAAGAGUUGCUAAUGUUCUAUGGAAUCUUUGCGGUACUGUUCAUAACUUCUUGGAUGUUUUAAUUUCAUUUUGCUUAGAAGCAGAAUCACCUCUUCAAAGCAGUU